Molecule: messenger RNA, 672 nt
Organism: Brenthis ino (lesser marbled fritillary)
Lineage: Eukaryota; Metazoa; Arthropoda; Insecta; Lepidoptera; Nymphalidae
Source: the annotation of a GenBank genome assembly
AUGAAGCAAGAAGACCUUAUCUCGGAAGCGGAGAAGAUCGGCGUGCAGUGGAAGUUCAUACCUCCUGGUGCACCAAACAUGGGAGGUAUUUUAGGUGCACAAAGUUAUGUGCUGGUCCAAGUUCGAAAGGACCAAAAUAACUCCAACGUGGACGCAUUAAUCCAUAAAGUGGUCCCUCCAAAAAAGUUCGAAGAAAUAGCUGACACAGCGCGAAAGCAGUUCAAAAAUUUUAAGCAAUUUACAAUAAAAAAUAAACCUAAUGAUAAGGAACUAGACAGUAUUGUCUUUGCUAUAAAAACCGAUGAGCAAAAUGUCGGACGAAGACAAGAUGGAGGACGUCAUAAUCGAGGAUGGCAAGAUGGUGAACAGCAAAAUGGGAAUGAAAUUCUUACAUAUUUAUUUAGGAAAUUUUUAAGUUUCUAUGAGUCUCCAGGACAAAGAAAUCUUCCGCAUUAUAAGGCACAACUGCAAAAAUAUAACAUUAAACCAAAAGUAAUAACUUUCAGAAAUAGCAAUGGAAAGCCGUCAAUGAUGUACGAAAUUGAUACUAAUUCAGUUUUAAAAUCCAUUAAAGAUACGAUUUCUUCGAAAAAGUUCAGAAAGUACACUGAAAAGUUAGUUAAUAACGCUGCCAUCGUAUAUCGUACGAUGAGAGAAGAACUGCACAAAAAU